This is a messenger RNA of Protopolystoma xenopodis, 318 nucleotides long. The record is from the annotation of a GenBank genome assembly. Lineage: Eukaryota; Metazoa; Platyhelminthes; Monogenea; Polystomatidea; Polystomatidae.
AUGCGUUGCCACCUCCUGGUCUUCUGCCUGACUGAUGGGUGCCGCGGUUGCUUGGGCAGCAUUGUCAGCAUUGUCAGCACCGAACUUGAGGUUCACGAAUUGAAGCUUCACCAACCAAGACCACCUCAAGACCAUCUUAUGACCAUCACACUUGACAACUCGAUCGAGCCCGAUUCUGCUGGGGUUCAAGAGAAGCUGACUCUUUCAAAAUGGUACUGUCCCCACUCGCUCUUGCCUGUGCAGAUCUGGGCCAGUAUGAACUGGUGCGAUGAGAUUAAGCAACAAAAUCAGGCCUCCUCUUUCCGUUAUCGAGACUAA